ACUUGUUACUCAAGUAAUCUUUAAUGGUACUUAUUGAACUAAUUUUUCACUCCUAGGUAUAUGUAAAUAUUGAGAUCAAAACUGAGCCUGCAUCUUCUUCUUCUGCAAAUACGUGUCUAAAUUUGUGGUUUGUUAUGGCACUUAGGUGAAGAUUGGGACUGGUAAGAGAAUGAUUCGUGGUAUACCUCAUCUGCUUUUGCCAUCAAAUUUAUGCACCACGUCACUUGGUACUGGUCUGUGCCGAACAAUUUACAGUUUUUCAACAUAUGAUUCUUUUAAAUUUUCACGUUCCCUCAAGGCAAGAUAUUUACAACCUUCAAGAAUACAAGUUGCCAGGGUACUCAACAAUGAUCAGAAUAAUGCACAGUCAGUCAGAUAUAUUUCAACAACUCCUGUUCACUGGAUGUUCUGGGAAAGAGAUAGAAAAGGUGGUUAUGGUAGCAAGGAAAAGCACAGCAAAAAGGAAAUGAUCCGUGCUGGUUUAAAGGAGCUAAGAGGUGAGCUGGCCAAAUGGCAAGAAGAAGUUAAAGAGAAAUUUGAGUAUGAUCCUUUACUUAUUAGACCAGGUGAUAUGGACAAGAUGUGGGUUCUCAAAGAAAAUAAAGAUUUGGAGGAAUGGGUGAUAACAUGUGACCAGGACCACAAUGAAGGUUUUAGUUCAGGAACAGUUACCUUGUCUCCAACUGGUCAUGGGCUAUUCUCUGGUGAACUGUCUACACAGGUUCCUAAAGAUGGUGUGAUUAAAAAAGCAGGGUAUGUCAACAUGAGGUCCCUUCGUCCAAGGAAAUCCUUCAAACGUGAAACAUAUUUAGACUGGUCUGAAUACAAUACAUUGGAGUUACGUGUUCGUGGAGAUGGACGUUCGUAUCUUAUAAAUAUUUCGACUGCCGGAUACUUUGAUAUAACCUGGAAUGAUAUUUAUUCAUAUGCUUUGUACACAAGAGGAGGUCCUCAUUGGCAGCUAACCAGGAUUCCCUUUUCCAAGUUCUUUCUGAGUAGUAAAGGUCGCAUCCAAGAUAAGCAAUGUGCUAUUCCUCUCGACAGAAUAGUUUCUUUUGGAAUUUCGGCAGUUGACAAGAUUAAUGCCCCAUUCAGAUUAGAAAUUGAUUAUGUAGGCGUUUAUUGUGAUCCUGAUCACACCGAAGAAUUUGCUUAUGAAAUGUAUAAAUUGCCUAAAUUUUAUAUAUAUUAGCAUGAAUUUAGAUUAAGAUUUGUAAAGGAGGUAUUUUAAAUAUGUAAAUUUGAAUGUAAUAAAGCAAUUUUUCUUUUUUUUUAA
Molecule: messenger RNA, 1276 nt
Organism: Macrobrachium nipponense
Lineage: Eukaryota; Metazoa; Arthropoda; Malacostraca; Decapoda; Palaemonidae
Gene: CIA30
Product: complex I intermediate-associated protein 30, mitochondrial-like
Exons: 7
Coding region: 170-1192 (340 amino acids)
Biological process (GO): mitochondrial respiratory chain complex I assembly; mitochondrial electron transport, NADH to ubiquinone
Cellular component (GO): mitochondrion
Source: RefSeq, a predicted model, not a curated record